Momordica charantia (bitter melon) is the source of this 1683-nucleotide messenger RNA. Its product is annotated as triacylglycerol lipase OBL1-like. NCBI's taxonomy places the organism in Eukaryota, Viridiplantae, Streptophyta, Magnoliopsida, Cucurbitales, Cucurbitaceae. Gene Ontology annotation, molecular function: triacylglycerol lipase activity. Gene Ontology annotation, biological process: lipid metabolic process. The record is from RefSeq and is a predicted model, not a curated record.
CUCAACCUCUUGAGCUUCGUUCCAAUUUUGUUUUGGAUUGCGAAAAAAUGGGCUCCCAAGAAAACAAAUUUAGUAGCGAUUAUCUGAUACUGAAGCCGGAGGAAGCAACCCUGCUCCAUCUGUUUCUCUUCACACUUCCUUUUGGUUACAGAAAGCUGAGGAAUUUGGUGGAUUGCCCCGUCGCCAAAGAAAACUCUUACACAACCUUUGGAAACCGAUGGGUUAUCUUCAUCUCCAUUUUGUUGCAGAAAUUCCUUCUCGCCAUCGCCAAUCUGAUCAAAUACUGCAAGUCGAUGCGAGGAAAGUUCCAUAAAACUUGCGCCGCACCCAAAGUGAACUGUAAAGAGUGGAAAAUAAUAGGUAUGGAGAAGAACAUAAAAUUAGCCGACGAUGACACUUUCAAAUAUUAUGGCGCUCUCACAGUUAUGGCUUCGAAUUUGGCUUACCAAGACUAUAAUUCACCUGAACCCUCUGUGGUACAGACCGUCGUCAAUGGCUGCUGGAAGAUGAAUCUACUUGGAUGCUACGAUUUUUGGAAUGACUUUCAGAACAAGGCUACGACUCAAGUAUUUAUGUUUCAGAAUACCGCCACAGACCCAAACGUAACAGUGGUGGCAUUUAGAGGUAGCUCUGAAAUAUAUGAUUGGAUGGUAGAUUUGAACUUGUCCUGGUACAACAUUGAAGGCAUCGGCAAAAUCCACGGCGGCUUCAUGCAAGCCCUCGGCCUCCAAAAGGGCACAGGCUGGCCCAAGGAACUCGCCAACCCUGAUCACGAUUUCGCAUAUUACACCCUUCGCCAACAACUUAGAGACAUCGUCAAAUCCAACGACAAUGCGAGGUUCAUCUUCACCGGCCACAGCUUGGGCGGAGCCCUCGCCGUCCUCUUUGCCACGCUCCUUGCCUUCCACGACGACGCCACUUUGCUAGAGAAGCUGCAGGCUGUUUACACCUUUGGCCAGCCCAGAGUUGGCGACCGCCGGUUUGCUCAGUUUAUGGAGAACACUAUCGAAAAAUAUGGAUUCAAAUAUUAUAGAUACGUUUACUCUAGUGACUUGGUGCCAAGAGUUCCUUUUGAUUUCAAUGAUAAUUUAUGGUAUGAACACUUUGGCGGAUGCGUUUACUUCAACUGCAGCUACAAUGGGAAGUUUUUGGAGGUGCAGCCAAACAAGAACUACUUCUCACCGAUUUGGCUGAUAAGCAAAUACGUGUCCGCUUGGUGGGAGCUCAUAAGAAGUUUAAUGAUCCCAGUCAUCAAGUGUUCAAGUGAUUACUUGGAGGGUUUUUCGAAUUUACUGUUAAGGUUGUUUGGGUUGCUCUUUCCAGGAGCAUCAGCUCACAUGUGUCUGAAUUAUAUCAAUUCCAUCCGUUGGGGAAAAUGCAACCAUGAAAAGACCCUAAUUCCUGCAGCUGAGCACCAGAAUGUGGAGAAGAUGAACAUCUCAAAUAUAUAAUAUAUUAUCUGUAAUGUGUGCUUUUAUUUUCCUCCAUCUUGCUUUGCCUAAAGUGUUCUGUAUAUUUUAAUAUGUAAUAAGGUGUGUUUGGGAAGAUUCCGAUUGUAAAUAUAUGGGAUGGGUAGAAAUUUGGGUUUGUAGCCCGUGGGAAUUAGCAUAUUCGUUGUGAAUUUGAAAUUAUAAACAAACUUAAUUAUGUAUCAACUGGCCAAAUUUGGUUUACACAAGUCAA